Molecule: messenger RNA, 1494 nt
Organism: Mixia osmundae IAM 14324
Lineage: Eukaryota; Fungi; Basidiomycota; Mixiomycetes; Mixiales; Mixiaceae
Exons: 2
Coding region: 1-1494 (497 amino acids)
Cellular component (GO): catalytic step 2 spliceosome
Source: RefSeq, a predicted model, not a curated record
AUGAGGAGCACGCCGGCCAGCAAGCAUCGAGCGCUGGCAGUCCGGCAAGCGGAAGAUGAGCUAAUCAAGCGGCCUACCCAUUCGGUCUACCACCAAGAGAUCCUCACAGAGGACGAGUAUACUGCAGCCCUGUCAAAGAUCAUCCAGCGAGACUUCUUCCCAGAUCUGCAUGCUGCAGAAUGUGCCAGGGAGACUCAAGCGGCCCUUGCAGCCAGCUUGGAGCGAAUGCAUAGCCGAGCCGAGCGCAAGGGUCCUCUUGUGACGCCAACACCUUUGCGCAGGGAUCUAGGCUCUACGCCAGGUGCGACGCCGCUCCGUGGCGCUUCGCCAACUCCCUCAGUCAUGUCGACGCGUAGCAUGAGGCCUACAAAUGAUCCAUCUCAACACUCGCUUGACCAUUUUGUUACCCACUAUACCUCAGAAGACAACGCAUCCUUCGCAGAGAUCGUACAGAAGCAGAACGAGCUGCGACGAGUGCAGCACAGUUGGGCGUAUGACAUGGAAGCGCGAUCAAAUGCGAGACUACUACAAGCGCGUCAGGGCCGCGAACGGUUGGUCGAGGCUGUGAACAGAGCUCUCAUCGAAGGCGGCGGCGAAGUCAUGCUGCUCGAAGGCGCUGAACCUGGCCGGCCGAGUGACCGCUUGCUUCUCACAGGCGGCAAGACAUCGCUGAUCGGAGACCAGCUCUCCAUACAAGCUGCCAAGCAACACGUCAUAGAAGCAGGAGCACCAGAAAGCAGACUGAUCAAAGACUCUUCGGCUGCUAGUUCUGUGGAGGAUGCCAGCGAGAUGCCCCCGCCAGCGUUACCUGCGCGUGCUACGAAGGACGCUUCUGACGUUCGCAUGGAGGGCUGGUCAGCCAAAACGCGUAAUGCCUUUUUCUUUUCGCCAGACGCAAAUGAGAGCAUUGUCGAGCGGUCCAUCAAGCCCAAGCCGAGGGAUCCGACCCUGCAUCUGUACGCCGAACCAAAGUCGAUCAAUUAUGCCAAUACGCGCAUCAGAGAGCCGAAGAAGCGGCGUUCCCAGAGCUCUCGCGCACCGUCCAGCCCGAGUACAUCCAUCGUCGCAGAAGCCAUCAACGCAGAUGCGUCCGAGCCAGCUACACCGCGCAUACGCGGCUAUGGCUUUGUCGCGCCCAUGGCUUCCCCUACGCCAUCUCAGCUCGGCGAGACGGGUAUGAACGCACUCAUGACACAUGGCGUGCUGCAAGGCACACCUGUGGCACUACCACGCGAUGGAGAUUCUCCUUUCCAGCUGACCGAAAGCUCGCGAAGAGAUCGGCUCGCUCACCGUAUGGCGUCGCAAGCUUCUGCCAAUCUCAGAAGGAAAAGCACAGGCAUGGAGCCCUCGAGCUCGAAGCGGUCUCGCAUUCUGGAUUCGCCGAAUACGCCAAGGACGCCUCAAGCGAUGCGACAGAUGCUCAGUCCUGCAGCUCGGCUGAUCUCGAAGAAUUUGCAAAAGACAAAAGCUGCGAAAACACGAUUGGACACUUAG